AUGGAUGGAUUUCAAAGCUGCGUCAAACCAAUUUUCGAUUCAUUCAAUGGUGAUUCAAGAGAACUGUUUGAUGAUUGGGUGAAUUCUUCGAGGAAAUGUGAUUUUAUUGAUGAAUAUAGCAGUUUGAAUAUUCGUGGGCUUACGAAUAAUGAUGAAAUUAAAUGGUUGAUUUAUCCAAAGUGUGUAAGUAAUGUUUGAAAAAACAACAACACUCCACUUUUACACCGUUCACUUCACAAAAAACACUUUGAAAACCCAACCCGGUCCCAAACAAACGAUACUCCGCAUUUACAAACACCCGUAAACGCGGAGUAUAGUUCAUAGUUCUCAAUUUUCCAGCAAGAAGAAAACACUCAUGUUACCCUUGGAGUUGGACAUGAUAUCAGAGCUGAAAUGAAGCUUAAGAAACAUCAACCAAAUACUAAAUUCUACGCUGUUGAUCCAAUGAUUGAUAUUAAUUAUGAAUUAAUUACAAACGAUCUUAAUGGAUCAUUUUUUGCAUUUGCUUUAGCGAACGAGACCAAACUACAGUAUUUUCCAGUGUUGGAUAAAAAAAGUGAGAUUUAUUUUUAAAGUUUUAUAUCUUUGCAAUUUUUUUCGUAGAUCACUAUGGUAAACAAGCUGUAGCAACUUUGGAUGUUGGAUACUUUUUCGAAAAAUUGUUGAAACUUCGGAGAAUUGACACACUUUUUUUGGAUAUUGAAAGUGGGGAAGAAUAUUUCUUCGAUUAUUUUGCGAAAGGCGGAAAAUUUGAUGAAAUUGGAAUGUCAAUUUGUCAAUUCAAUAUCGAAUUUCAUCCUGGAUAUACUAAAAACUACAAUCUUGUUUAUAAAUUCUUGGAGCAAACUAUCAAAGACAAACGGUAUAUAUUCCUAAGGCCAGCUCACCACUAUUCUGGAUUUUUCAAGAUGUAUUUUCUCAAUCUGGAAAACAAGGAAUGUGUCAGAAAGUUUGUAGGAUGAUCAAUUAUUUCGUGUACCAAAAAAACGACUGGAUCAUUUUUCAAAAAUCAUUGUAGUAAAUGCUUAUUUUUUGAAACGUAUUUUUCACGUCUUGCUUUCCAAAAAUAAUAUUGUUUUGAUAAAUCAUAAAAAGUUUGGUUCGUGACAGAAAAAGUUUUUUUUUAAAUUUUUCGUUGUAAAAAAGAGGAAGGCCAAUGAAUCAUCACAAAAAUGUUGUUUGAGAAAAUGGCAAUUAUUUUUGUGUGAUUUCGAAACAUUGCUAUUUUUAUUUUAUUUUUGCUUCGAGCUACUUUCUUGGGAAUUUUUCAGUUUCCUUCAAAUAUUUUCUAUUGGUUAAAUUAUUGAUUAAUUAAUUCCAUCAACUCAAUCUUCAUCAAAGGAAUUUUGUUGCAAAAAGGUGAGCUGAAUUUUUUUUUUUUGAGAAAAAUCAUUCAAAUUUAAAAGAAAAAUUUUUUCCGGGAGAAAAGGGUUGGAAAUUCGGAUCGAUCCAAUUUUUCUAAACUUUUUAAAGUUACGUUUUAAAGUUUUUUUUUUGAAAUAUUUGAAUAUUAUUUUGAUGUUUCAAAGUUUUCUGAGAGCCCUAUAUUUUUUGACGAUUAAUUUUGGAUUAGAUACAUUCCUUUUCAGAAACUAUAUUUCUUCUAACUCUAAUUUCAAUCCGAGAUCUUCUAGGUCUCACUGA
Molecule: messenger RNA, 1644 nt
Organism: Caenorhabditis angaria
Lineage: Eukaryota; Metazoa; Nematoda; Chromadorea; Rhabditida; Rhabditidae
Source: the annotation of a GenBank genome assembly